Messenger RNA from Nerophis lumbriciformis (worm pipefish), 2622 nucleotides. NCBI's taxonomy places the organism in Eukaryota, Metazoa, Chordata, Actinopteri, Syngnathiformes, Syngnathidae. The record is from RefSeq and is a predicted model, not a curated record.
AUGGACAAAGGCGGAGCCAUGAGCACAGCAGGCAAAGCUAGUGGGCUCAAGCCCCCCUCGAAAAUAGGACGCCCACCUGCAGUGGCCAUAAGGACCACCCCUUCCUCAGGAACUCCAAAGUCACUUCCAGCCUCCGAGAAGCCCCCCGGCGGCGGCAUCCCUUCCCCCGGUCAGGAUGGCAGUGCCGACUUCCAGUUGGGGGAGCGGGUCUGGGUCAACGGCAACAAGCCCGGCUACGUUCAGUUCGUGGGCGGCACGCAGUUCGCCCCGGGCCAGUGGGCGGGCAUCGCGCUGGACGAGCCCACCGGCAAGAACGACGGCUCGGUGGCCGGCGUUCGCUACUUCUGCUGCGAUGACGGCAAGGGAAUUUUCACGCGGCCCUCCAAACUGUCCAGGACGCCCCUGCCGGAGAAGGAAGCCAACGGGGGGCAGGUCAAGACGGCGCAAGCGGGAAGCGAACCGCUGUCCGGUGCCGAAAAUUUGCAAACUGUUCCCACCGUCAGGAAGAGUAGCGGCACUUUGAAUCGAACGGUUCAAUCCACCGAGUCGGCAUCCAACGUUUCUGACACGGAAUCGGCGAAGAAGAACAAGCGAGAGCUCAGGAGAGGAGAUCGGGUCCUGGUGGGCGGGUCCAAGGCGGGAGUGGUGCGCUUCCUGGGCGAGACGGACUUUGCCAAAGGAGAUUGGUGCGGCGUGGAGCUCGACGAGCCUCUGGGCAAGAAUGACGGUGCUGUAGCGGGCACCAGGUACUUCCAAUGUAUGCCCCGCUACGGCCUCUUUGCCCCGGUCCACAAGGUGACACGCAUCGGCUUCCCUUGCACCACUCCGACCAAAGCCAGGUGUUCCCGCCGGCGGUCCCUCCUCAACAGGAGUCCGAGCGCCUCCUCAAUCAGCUCUAUCAGCUCCACCACUUCUUCGGUCAGCGGAAAACCCAGCCGAGCAGGAUUGUUGACGGAGACGUCAGCCAGGUAUGCCCGCAAGAUUUCAGGCACCACGGCGCUGCAGGAGGCGCUAAAGGAGAAACAGCAGCACAUCGAGCAGCUGCUAGCUGAGCGCGACUUGGAGCGCUGCGAGGUAGCCAAGGCUACCAGCCACGCCGGGGAGGUACAGCAGGAGUUGGCCUCUCUGAGGAAGGGCCGCGACCAGUAUGCCGUGGAGAUGGAGGCCAAGCUGGACCAGCUGAGGUCGAUGGUGGAAGAAGCAGACAGGGACAAAGUGGAGCUGGUUAACCAACUUGAGGAGGAGAGAAGGAAAGUAGAAGACCUCCAAUUUCGAGUGGAGGAGGCGUGCAUCACCAAAGGCGACUUGGAGAUGCAGAGUCGCCUGGAGCACGCCUGCAUUAAGGAGCUUGAGCAGAGCCUGCUCUUUGAAAAGACCAAAGCUGACAAACUCCAACGGGAUUUAGAGGACACCAGGGUGGCCACCGUGUCGGAACGUUCGCGCAUCAUGGAACUGGAGCGAGAGGUGUCGGACCUACAGCUGCGUCUACGGGCGUCACGACAGAAAGAAGACGCGGCGUCGGUUUCCCAGCAGCAGCUGGCCAACCUCAAGGCCCAAGCCUUGUCCCAGGAGAAAAAGAUCAGUGAGCUGAGCGUGGACAUGGAGAGCAAAUACCAGGAGCUUCGGUCAAUGCAAGACGAUAAGGAUUCCAUGCAACAGCAGAUAAGCAGAUUGAGACAAGAACUGCUGCAAGCCGAGCAAGAGAGAACCAAGAUGGCUAAGGCGGCGCAAGAAGCGGAACAGUUGAAGAAGGACUUCCAAGCACUGAAAGAGGGAAGCCAAUGCCGGGAACAAGAACUCAACACUCGGCUGACGAAGGCCGUGGAGACGUCGACGAGGACGUCGCAGUCCCUGGAGAAGCUGACCAAUGAGAAGAAGGAGCUGGAAACACAGCUGGACGCGCUGAAGCAGCAGAAUUGCAAAUACCAGGAGGAGCUGAGUCGCGUUCAGGAGCAGCCGCGCCUCAACCGCGAAGACAUAGAGAAGAUAUCAACCGAGGACUCUCGCCUUCAUGACUCUGCCAGCGUGCUCGCCAACGACAAAGACUACGAGCUGGAGACGCUAAAGAACGAGGUGGUGGCGUUGCGGGACCAUAACGCCGCGGCCGAGACUCUGCGUUCAGCCGUGGCCGCGUUGGAGCGCGACAAGGCUCAUUUAAGCGUCUGCAGACUGGAGCAGAGGCUCGCUGGGCGAGACGGCGAUCAGAAGGAGGAGCCCUCAGCAGGCGACAAGGCUCUGGAGCAGCUCAGGGAGGAGAAGGAGUUCGCGGAGGGUCAGAUCAACUUCCUGAAUAGCGUCAUCGUCGACCUGCAGCGCAAGAACGAAGAACUGAAGACCAAACUGAAGAAGCUUGCUUUGGUCGAGUUCAUCGGCAAUGAUGGCACAGACGGCACGGAACCGGCGGCGGAGUCCAAGCGAGACAAGAAGGCACCGCUGCGCCCCUUCUGCGACAUAUGCGACUGCUUCGACCUGCACGACACGGAGGACUGCCCCACGCAAGCACAGAGUCCCGACUCGGUGCCGCACUCCAGCUACCGCGGCCACCGCGACGAUGAGCGGCCCUACUGCGACGUCUGCGAGAUGUUCGGCCACUCCACUUGCAACGACGAUCGCACCUUCUAG